AUGGUUGCCGUGCUCAAGGCCAACAAGAAAGAUGUGAGGAUUUGCAUAGACUACACUGAACUCAAUAAAUGCGUUGUAAGAAACCGUCACAUCAUGCCGAGUGUUGAAAAAAACCUUGCUCAACUAGAAGAAGCCCGCUGGUUUUCCCUUCUUGAUGCGAACAAGGGAUAUCAUCAGGUGCCUUUAUGCAAAUGUUGCCGACAUGUAACUACUUUCAUCACGCCAUUUGGUCGCUACUGCAGUGAUAGACUACCGAUGGGUUUGUGUCCCAGCGCGGAGCACUUUCAAGAAAGUAUGUCUACAGUAUUGGAUGGACUACAAAAUGUGGUGAACCUAUCAGAUGACGUUCUUGUUCAUGGAAGAACUCUUGAAGAACAUGAUAAAUGUCUGCGUGCAGUAUUGCAGCGUCUAUCAGAGUCAGGUCUUACGUUAAACAAAGAUAAGUGUGUCUUCAGACAAAAGCGCGUAAGAUUCUUGGGAUACAUUGUAUCAGCGGAUGAAGGCGUGCAGCCCGAUCCUGAGAAAGUGAAAGCUAUAACCAGCAUGAAGAGGCCAACCAACACUACGGAGGUGAAAAGGUUUUUGGGAAUGGUCCAUUUCCAGUUAAAGUUUAUAGAACAUCUUGCGGAUAUCACCAAACCACUGAGAGAACUGUUGAAAGAUAGCGUCGAGUUUAUGUGGGAAUCACCACAGGAAAAGGCCUUCAAAGAGGUCAAGAAAAGAUUGAUCGAAGCUCCAGCGCUCUCUCUCUUUAACACAAAUAAGAAGACAAGAAUUUCGGCAGACUCUUCGUCAUAUGGAUUAGGAGCAGUCCUGGAGCAAUUCGAUGAAGAACAAGAAGAUUGGAGGCCAGUCUACUAUGCGUCUAGAGCUCUAUCCAAAACCAAAAAGAGAUACGCUCAAAUAGAAAAAGAGGCGUUAGCAUUAACGUGGGCAUAUGAGAAGUUUGCAGCGUUCAUCAUAGGAGCACCAGACCUUGUCUUAAGGACGGAUCAUAAGCCAUUGAUCUCGAUUCUGGGACCCAAGCCUAUUAGUGAUCUCUCCCUGAGGUUACAACGGUUUCGAAUGAGACUAAUGCGUUUUGCUUAUAUUGUUGAGUAUGUUGCAGGGAAAGCUUUGAUGACUGCGGAUACACUCUCGCGGGCACCGUUGUCAGAUGCCCGUGACGCUGAGGAUUGCUUGUGUGAUGACGGCAUCGAAAAGUUCGUACAAGCAGUUGUUAAGAGACGGAUGUCCGACCAAUUUGCGAUCAAAAUACGUGAGAUGCAAGACAAGGACAUGGUCAUGCAAGAUGUUUUGAAAUAUGUACGAGAAGGAUGGCCGAGGUAUCGCAGAGAUGUACCAGAGAAGCUAUUACCAUAUUUCGAGGAAAAAGGUAUCCUGACGGUGACACCAGAUGGGACCCUCCUAUGCGGCACGCGGAUACAUAUCCCAAAAGGUCUACGUAACGAGGUGCUUGAGAAGAUACAUCAGGGUCAUUUAGGAGAGAAGAAGUGUCAGGGACGAGCCAGGCAAUCUGUAUGGUGGCCAGGAGUCAAUGCAGAUGUGCGAGCACGGUGCUUGAAGUGCACCAUAUGUUUGGAACAUCGUUUGCAAACCAAGGAACCUCUAAUAGUGACAGAACCACCUGAACGACCAUGGCAGGAAGUAGCAGUAGACUUCUGUGAAAGAGAAGGAAGACACUAUCUGGUGAUGGUUGAUUAUUUCUCUAGGUAUCCAGAGGUCGUAUACAUGUCAUCAACUACAGCAGCAAACACGAUCGCGAAGAUGAAGGAUAUAUUUGGGAGACACGGAAUUCCAGAGCAGGUACGCUCAGACAAUGAUCCGCAGUUCAGCAGCCAGGAAUACAAGCAGUUUGCCAAGAAUUUCGGGUUUGCCAUAGUUACAAGCAGCCCGAGAUAUCCACAGAGCAAUGGGAAAGUUGAAGCGGCAGUAAAAACAGUCAAGCGCAUCUUGGAGAAGGAAACAGAACCUACUCUGGGUUUAUUGGCAUAUCGUACUUCUCCUCUGGAAACAGGCAGCAGCCCGUCUGAAUUGCUCAUGGGAAGAAAACUUCGCACGCCGGUGCCAUGUUCGGCGAUGACACUAACACCCAAAUGGCCCGAUUUGAAAGCGUACCGCCAACAGUUAUGGGCGGGAAAGCUUCGCAGCAAACAGCAGUACGACAAGAGACAUCGAGUGCGAGAGCUACCAGAAUUGAUGCCGGGUGAACUGGUGUGGAUAAAGGACCAGCGAGCAUAUGGCACUGUUGUACGUCGUCGUACUGAACCAAGGUCGUAUGACGUACGAUACCCGGGAGGCUUGUUGCGACGCAACCGGAGUUUUCUGGAAUCAACCAGACGAGCGAUGGAAGACGACGAUGAAGAUGAAGAUGAUUGGGGAACAGUAGCUAAUGAAGAUCAGCCGCGGCAGGAGGCGGAUAAAGAACCAGCGCCGGCUGAACAACCGGAACCCUUGCGACAAAGUAGUCGCCAACAUAACACGCCGAGAAGAUUACAUUAUCAACAAUUAGGGAAACCGACGUGUUAA
Molecule: messenger RNA, 2529 nt
Organism: Temnothorax curvispinosus
Lineage: Eukaryota; Metazoa; Arthropoda; Insecta; Hymenoptera; Formicidae
Exons: 1
Coding region: 1-2529 (842 amino acids)
Biological process (GO): DNA integration
Molecular function (GO): nucleic acid binding
Source: RefSeq, a predicted model, not a curated record